Molecule: messenger RNA, 1081 nt
Organism: Amborella trichopoda
Lineage: Eukaryota; Viridiplantae; Streptophyta; Magnoliopsida; Amborellales; Amborellaceae
Source: RefSeq, a predicted model, not a curated record
UACUACCAAUCAAACCAAUAGAUAACACAAACACAAUGCACAAUCCAUGACAUGAAUGUCAAAAAAGAAAAAAAAAAAAAAGGAAAAUACACAGAUGCAAGAGACACUGACUAGCAAAAUCCAUAUGCUAAAGGUCGUGGGGACCGGAAAACAUGGGCCGACACGAUCCAAUUGGUGCAUGCCACAUGGCAUGUCAAGGGCUGGCCUUAGGAGGGGGUGGGGUCAAGAAAGGGACAUUAGGGAAUUGGAGGUUAGGAAGUGAAGGGAUAGGAGGGAUGGUGAUUGGGAUUUUAGGAAUCGUUGAGGGCAUGGGAAUUUGGGGGAGGAAAGGGAUGGAGGGCAUGGGAAUUUGGGGGAGGAAAGGGGUGGUUGGGAUUUUGGGGAUUGUUGGAAAGGAAGGGAUGGAGGACAUUGGAGGUACUGUGGUUGGGAUUUUCGGAAUUGUCGAUGGCAUAGGAGUGGUUGCCAAGGAUGGGAAAGGCAAAGGAGGGGUGGUGGUUGGGAUUUUUGGGAUUGUUGUAGGCAUUGUGGUUGUUGGCAAAGAAGGGAGGGAGGGCAUGGGGGCGAGGGUGGUCGGCAUUUUAGGGAUUGUUGUGGGGAUACUGGGGAUUGACGUUGGGAUGGUCGAGGGCAUUGGGGGCAAUGUGGGCUUUGGGAGAGGCGACGUGGGGAUAUUCGGAAUUGUUGAGGGCAAAGGGGUCAAUGUCUGCUUUGGCAAGGGCGAAGUGGGGAUUGUCGGAAUCGCCGUGGGCAAAGGGGGCAAUGUCGGCUUCGGGAGGGGUGAACUGGGAAUUGUUGGACUUGUUGCGGGCAAAGGAGGCAAUGUGGGCUUCGGGAGGGAUGGAGUGAGAAUUGUGGAGGGUAAAGGGGAUAACGUCGUCGGCUUCGGGAGAGGUGGGGUGUCCAGUAACCUGCGCGACGCUACGCAAACAUUGGUGUUGAGCAACGAAAGAGCCACGAGCAACGAUAGCAGGAAGCCCCUGCAUAAAGCCAUUGUAGAGAGAGAGUACUCAAAGGGUGUGAUUUUGAGGAUGAACGGCUCUAGAGAGAGAGGGAGAACAAUGUAGGUUUUGGGAGAGAA